Chinchilla lanigera (long-tailed chinchilla) is the source of this 1208-nucleotide messenger RNA. RefSeq names its product small nuclear ribonucleoprotein D3 polypeptide 18kDa (gene Snrpd3). Bases 660 to 1040 code for a protein of 126 amino acids. Lineage: Eukaryota; Metazoa; Chordata; Mammalia; Rodentia; Chinchillidae. Gene Ontology annotation, molecular function: RNA binding. Gene Ontology annotation, biological process: spliceosomal snRNP assembly; RNA processing. The transcript has 4 exons. Gene Ontology annotation, cellular component: U5 snRNP; spliceosomal tri-snRNP complex; catalytic step 2 spliceosome. The record is from RefSeq and is a predicted model, not a curated record.
UAGCUCUGAUCCCGCCCAAUGCCUCGUAGAGGCUCCAAGCAACCCUUUCCCGACUCCCUUUAAGGACUGCCCCGGGCCGGUUCCUCCUCCACACCUGCUUCCUUCCCUACCUAUAGGAGGCGAUACUUCGCCUCGCUCAGGGACCCCUUACCUGGCGGUGAUGGGAUUCCAAGGUUAAACUGUGAGAGGAGGUUCCACCCCUUCUCCGCACUUCUUGCUGCUUCCGAUAAGAAGGCCCAGGACCCAGAUCUCCGCCUGCCAUCAGCAGCCGGUCUUUGAUAUGGGUUGCUUGGCAGUGUGAGCCCCCGACCUACCAAGGCAGCUCAAGGGUCGGUGUUUCCGGCGGCUCCCGGGCCGUCAUCAGCCUCCUCGCUUCCUGUUCCGGAACUAUAGUACCAGAGCGCUUGUUUCCCACCCGGCGGAGUGAGGAGGAAGCGGAGAUUAGACUGCGUUUACCACUGGGGAAAGGAAAGGGCCGAGCGCUGCGCACGGCAUUUUGGGAACGCGUGGUAUCCUGGGAGCGCGGGGUCCGCCAUUCGCCUUCCGCGCGCCUUUCCCGUCGUAUCUCUGCUGCUAGUUGCUUGCGCCGAAGAGGAGGAGGAGAAGGAAUAGGAGACCGCAGCCGGUACAAAAAGUCUUAAGAACUCUCUCCCGUCAAGAUGUCUAUUGGUGUGCCGAUUAAAGUCCUGCAUGAGGCGGAGGGCCACAUUGUGACAUGCGAGACAAACACUGGCGAAGUAUAUCGGGGGAAGCUCAUUGAAGCGGAGGACAACAUGAAUUGCCAGAUGUCCAACAUCACAGUCACGUACAGAGAUGGCCGAGUGGCACAGCUGGAACAGGUAUACAUCCGUGGCAGCAAGAUCCGCUUUCUGAUUUUGCCUGACAUGCUGAAAAAUGCACCCAUGUUGAAGAGCAUGAAAAAUAAAAACCAAGGCUCAGGGGCUGGCCGGGGAAAAGCUGCUAUUCUGAAGGCCCAAGUGGCUGCACGAGGAAGAGGACGUGGAAUGGGACGUGGAAACAUCUUCCAGAAGCGAAGAUAACUUUCUCUGUUGAACAGAACUGUCCCUGCGAUUUUUAUUUAGGAUGUCUUGAGUUCAUGGGGCGUGGGCACUUGUGUGUGUGUCUUAGGUUUUCUUUGACAUCUUUCUCUUUAGAUCAGAGGAAAUGUUAAACUAAAUAAAUCUGGUUGUUUUGUUUUUUGGAGAAAA